This is a messenger RNA of Sipha flava (yellow sugarcane aphid), 644 nucleotides long. Its product is annotated as ATP-binding cassette sub-family F member 1-like. The transcript has 3 exons. The record is from RefSeq and is a predicted model, not a curated record. The coding region runs from base 19 to 612 and encodes 197 amino acids. NCBI's taxonomy places the organism in Eukaryota, Metazoa, Arthropoda, Insecta, Hemiptera, Aphididae. Gene Ontology annotation, molecular function: ATP hydrolysis activity; ATP binding.
GCUGGUCAACUAGCAGCUAUGGAACAUGCGGUUGAUAUCAAAAUUGAUAGCUUUAGCAUUGCAGCCAAGGGCCAGGACUUAUUUGUCAACGCCAGUCUACUUAUCGCACAAGGUCGGCGGUAUGGUUUGGUUGGACCAAAUGGUCACGGUAAAACAACGUUACUCAGACAUAUUGCUGAACGGUUAUUUGAUGUUCCACCAAGCAUCGACAUACUAUAUUGUGAACAGGAAGUAGUAGCAGAUGAAACAACGGCAGUGAAUGCUGUGCUCCGUGCAGACACACGGUGUACGGAGUUGUUGGCCGAAUGUAAGAAACUUGAGGAGGUUCAAGAAAGUGGCACAGCUGAUGAGGAUGUUACAGAAAAACUGAAUGAAGUAUAUGAAGAGCUUAAAGCACUCGGAGCAGAUUCGGCUGAACCCAGGGCUCGGCGUAUAUUGGCUGGUCUUGGUUUCUCAGCAGCUAUGCAGGACCGUGCUACUAAAGAUUUUUCAGGAGGUUGGAGAAUGCGUGUGUCCCUUGCUCGGGCUUUGUUCUUGGAACCCACUCUAUUAUUACUUGAUGAACCCACCAACCAUUUGGACUUAAAUGCUGUAAUCUGGCUUGACAAGUAAGUCCUUUUGAGUUGUAAGAAUUAUUUUGUAUA